This is a messenger RNA of Styela clava, 1533 nucleotides long. The record is from RefSeq and is a predicted model, not a curated record. NCBI's taxonomy places the organism in Eukaryota, Metazoa, Chordata, Ascidiacea, Stolidobranchia, Styelidae.
GAAUGUGAUAUGUUGCAAUUAGUUGUCCCUAAAAUGUGGUGUCGAACUUUUCCAAGUUUUAUGAAUCUUACUUCACAAGAAUACCAUAACCUUCUACAUAAGUGAUAUAUCUAUUCUCAGAAAUAUAUCUAACUUGGAACAUCCCACCCUAUUUUAUAUGGUUUCUUUAACCAUUUUUAUUAACCAAUACCAUACUUCCAAACUCAGAACUGUGCUAAAGUGUGGAACAUAUGUGGGACACGACAUUUAUUGAGACACCUCAUCCCAAUGUACAUCGUGUUAUUUCAGUUCUGAAUAUAUUUAAUCAUCUCUUUUUUGAUGAAAACUCAAAUAAUUAUUAUCUAUUCUUAAUCCGACGAAGAAAGUUAUCGAUAAUUGGACACCAUGGAAGACAAACAAUCUCUGCUAUCGCCCACCAACUAUAAUCCUUAUGAGCCAGUGGUCAGUCAAACCCAAAUGGGACAAAAUUUCAAUCAACAGUAUCAGCCAGGUGGACCAACUUAUCAGGCUACAAAUCAAGGGUAUAAUACUGGACAAAUCCCAGGACAAUAUGGUGCUUCGUUUGGACAUACUACCAGUGCCGUAGUGUCUAGCCAGCCACAACCAUUAAAUAUAUCUAUGUGGUCAUCCGGAUUGUGCGACUGUGGCACUGACAUGAAAGGAUGCUUACUUGAAUAUUUCUGUGGUCCGUGUUCCAGAGUAAAUAUGGCAACAAGGCUUGGAGAAUCUGCCCUUUAUGGAUGUUGUUGUGGAUUUCACUUCAGUAGCGUUGUUCGACCUUAUAUUCGUGCCAAACACAACAUUCAGGGUUCGUUAAUGGAAGAUUGCUGUAUGUCAUGUUGGUGCCAUUCCUGCAAUAUGUGCCAAAUAUCACGAGAACUUGACAGACGUUCCUAUCCAAAAGGAUGCCUGUUUUAAAUGAAUGUGACAAAGAUCUCAUGAAUUAAGUUUUACACCGAUUUUCUGUUGAGCAUAUUUAACAACAAGGCAGUUGAUGUUAUCGUGUUUAUAUAAAGUAAUGUUGUACUGAUGAAACAUAUUCUCAUUGUUUCAUAUAUGCUUCGAAAUUUAUAGAUAUAAUAUUCCACGAAUAAUUAUUGUAAAGAUACCAUUAGAAGUGAAUGUUUUACACUCGACCUUUAAAACCACGGUAACGAGGCUUCGUCGUGAAGAUUUUUAAUUUGUGUAUGCUUGAAAGAUAAUCUUUAUAUAUAUGUAAUGUUUACAAUAAUCUGUUUGUUGUCCUUAUGUUCCACCAUAUGUUACUAACUUAAGAAUUCAACAUUAAAAACUUGAGAUUUGUUUAAUAAUCUUUUGAAACUUUAAUGUAAUAUGAUAACUUUUUGCCAUUGAUUAUCUGUAGUUGGCAAAGUAAGAUUUAUGUGGCUGAACUAUGCAUAAAUGUGAAAUCAAGAAUUCAUGUUGGAACUGAAUGACGUGAAUUAUAUCACUGUUUUUCUAGUGUGCAAUUAUAUUGUAAAAUAUUUCAAUAUACAGUACUAAAGCAGGAUGAUAAAAGAAAGUAAAGCUACG